Sparassis crispa is the source of this 585-nucleotide messenger RNA. RefSeq names its product Peroxiredoxin DOT5. The transcript has 5 exons. Gene Ontology annotation, cellular component: cytoplasm. Gene Ontology annotation, biological process: cellular response to oxidative stress; cell redox homeostasis. Bases 1 to 585 code for a protein of 194 amino acids. NCBI's taxonomy places the organism in Eukaryota, Fungi, Basidiomycota, Agaricomycetes, Polyporales, Sparassidaceae. The record is from RefSeq and is a predicted model, not a curated record. Gene Ontology annotation, molecular function: thioredoxin peroxidase activity.
AUGCCCCACCCACUCGUCGGCAAGCCCGCUCCUUCAAUCUCUCUCCCUGACGCCAAUGGCGAGACGUUCACCCUGACACCGGGCGCAAAUGGUGUACCCGUGGCUUUGUUCUUCUACCCCAAGUCAGGGUCGUGGGGCUGUACGAAGGAAGCUUGUCAGUUCCGAGACAAUAUCGCAGAAAAGGAUGUGUACAAGAGCUCUGGUCUGUCGGUCAUCGGCAUUAGCCCUGAUUCCGUUGAGAAACAGAAGGUGUUUGUCGAGAAGCAGAAACUGACGUAUCCGGUUCUCAGCGACACAAGCGGCGAGGCGCGCAAGGCGUACCAUGUUGGCAAAGGUCUCCUAGGCCUCGCCGACUCGGCGCGUGUCACAUUCUUCAUUGACUCCAAGGGUGUGGUUCGUGAUUCCUUGGAUUCCACAUUGAACUACGGUUCGCACUCGAAGUUUGUGACAAAGUGGCUUGAUAAGAUCAACACGGAAGAGAAGCGAGCCGCUGAACCUGCUCCCGCUAGCGAGACAUCCGCUGACGCUCCUACUACCGAUGCGCCUACUACCGAUACCGUUCCGGCUGCUGAAGAGAGGGAAUAA